AUGACAGAAUUUGAGAUGAGUGAUUUGGGUCUUCUCUCCUACUACUUAGAGAUUGAAGUGGAGCAACAGAAGAGCCGAAUUUUACUUAGGCAAUCAGCUUAUGCCAAGAAAAUUCUAUCUCAGUUCAAGAUGACAGACUGCAAUUCCACAAAGCAUCCAAUGGAAUCCAAGACACGGUUGCAUAAAGACUUAGAAGAGACUCAAGUUGACGCCACAGAGUAUCGGCGCAUCAUUGGUUGUUUGAGAUAUUUGUUACACACACAGCCAGACCUGUCAUAUUCUGUCGGAAUGGCGAGCAGAUAUAUGGAGAGGCCUACAAUCAUGCAUCACAAGGUGGUCAAACAAAUUCUCAGGUAUUUGAAAGGUACAAUCUAUUUUGGACUUGCUUACAUAAAGGAACCCCAAGAAAUUGGUGUAUUCGGCUACUCGGACAGUGACUUAGCCGAAGAUCUUGAUGGAAGGAAAAGCACAAGUGGAAUGACUUUUUAUUUUAAUGAAAGUUUGGUGUUCCGGAACUCACAGAAGCAGAAGACAGUGGCACUUUUAUCUUGUGAGGCAGAGUUUAUGGCAACCACAACUGUGACCUGCCAUGCUUUGUGGUUGAGGAGCCUUGCCAGCGAAUUAACCGGUGUAGAGCCAAAGUCGGGAGCCGAUGCAUUAACUAAAGCAUUGCCAGGAGUGAAGUUAGCUGUCAUGCAACAACUACUCGGCGUCCAUGACUUAGAACCAUGUCAGGAUUAG
Zingiber officinale is the source of this 741-nucleotide messenger RNA. RefSeq names its product secreted RxLR effector protein 161-like. The coding region runs from base 1 to 741 and encodes 246 amino acids. The record is from RefSeq and is a predicted model, not a curated record. The transcript is spliced from 2 exons. Lineage: Eukaryota; Viridiplantae; Streptophyta; Magnoliopsida; Zingiberales; Zingiberaceae.